UUGCAACUCACGGUAACUGCAGUUAGCCAAGUUGGAUGUGAGUUGCUGUUGCCUUGGCUUUCAGUUGAUCGCGGAUCGUGGCUGUGUCAAGUUGCAAUUUGAAUUUUUAUAGGAAAGCUGAUCAGCAAUGAAGUUGCUACCCCUGGCUUUAUUGGCCUUUUUAUUGAGACCGGAACCCAAUGACGCGGCACAAAUUUUGGGCUUGUUUCAACAUCCCGGAAAGAGCCACUUUGACUUCUUCCGUCCCAUUUUCUUGGCCUUGGCGGAGAGGGGUCACAACAUUAGCAUGUAUAGCUAUUUUCCACUGGAGAAACCAGUGGCCAACUACACGGAUUACGUCUUUCAAGGAAUGCCCCUGCUCACCGAUAUUGUGGACUUAAGGAACUUCGAAUCCGAAUGGAAGCCCCUGGGACUACCGUUCAAGGUGCCAACCUACUUUAUGCUUCACGAUUGGGGUCUGCGAUCCUGUAAGGUGGCCCUGAAUUCACCCCUCAUCGCCCAACUGCUCAAGUCCCCCAUUCGAUAUGACGUCAUACUCCUGGAACACUUCUCCAACGAUUGCAUGGCAGCGGUGGCCCACCUGUUGAAUGCACCUGUAAUCGCACUGAGUAGCUGUGCGAUAAUGCCGUGGCACUACAAACGCAUGGGCAGUCCGUUCAUUAACCCCAUUAUGCCCAUGAAUUUCCUGCCCUACACUGAUGAGAUGAGUCUGAUCGAUCGCCUGAAUAAUUUCUUCCAUUUCCACACCGUGAAUAGUCUGUACAACAUGAUUACCCAGCCAGCCACCGAUGCCCUGAUCGGCCAGAGAUUCGGACCCGGACUGCCACCCAUCAAUGAGAUCGUGAAGAAUACGAGUCUGAUGAUGAUCAAUCAGCAUUACGCCCUAACCGGACCACGCCCCUAUGCUCCAAAUGUGAUUGAAGUUGGUGGGCUGCAAGUUGGGCCGAUAAAACCACUUCCACAACACCUGCUGGAUCUUCUGGAUCGAUCCCCCAAUGGAGUAAUCUAUAUCAGCUGGGGCUCCAUGGUGAACAGCAAUACUCUUCCUUCGGCCAAACGAAUGGCGCUUUUCCAAAGCAUUUCCCAACUUAAUGAAUACAACUUUGUCAUGCGCUGGAAAAGUUUAGAAUCUCUGGAAGAUAACAAGCCGUCGAACCUCUACACCUUCGACUGGCUGCCCCAAAGAGAUCUUUUGUGUCACCCGAAGGUCAGGGCUUUUAUCUCCCAUGGCGGACUUUUGGGCACCACGGAGGCGGUUCACUGUGGAGUUCCCAUGCUGGUGACACCUUUCUACGGAGAUCAGUUUCUCAACUCCGGCGCAGUGAAACAAAGAGGUUUCGGAGUUAUCGUCGACUUCGGAGACUUCGAUACGAAUCACAUAACCAGAGGACUUCGAAUUAUACUUGAUAAAAAAUUCGCGGAAAGAGUUAGACGAUCCAGCGAAGCCUUUCGCCAGCGUCCCAUUCCCCCUAUCGAAUUGGCCACCUGGUGGAUUGAACAUGUCAUAAAGAAUGGGGGAGCUCCACAUAUUCAAAGUGAAGCCAGACACAUAAACUGGAUCGUCUACAAUUCCAUCGAUGUUCUCCUGUUCUGGCUGGGAAUCUUAUUCCUACUGAUUGUCGCCCUGUGGAAGCUCAUAAAGAUAUUCAAAACAGCUUUUUGUCGGGGGAAAAUCUCUAGAGAUACUAAGACAAAGACGCAAUGAGUGUUUAGUUCAAUGAACUUAAAAUUUAGACACAGAAAUUAAUGAAUGUCAGGAAAAUGGGUCGCAUGUCAAAGAGCGUAUUCCGAAUAAAAUUAUACAAAUAUGUUAAACAUUUAUAAUUAAUGUUACACAACUCAGCUUUUUGUGAAUGGAAAGGUCAGCAAACCAAAACUGAUAAUGAAAACUGCUUUCACUUUCAAAUUUAUAUUAUCAGCUCUAUCAUUAAAAGUUUAUUUUUUUUAUAUAUCAAUUACAUUUUGUAAGUAUUUUUUCGAAAUAUUAACAAAUUUAGAGCUUGGUGACAUGGAAAAUUUUUAAGAUUCCUAAGAAAUAUCUAUUCUUGUCGAUCGCCCAUAUGUAUAUGUAUGUAUGUACAUAUGUACAUUCCGUAAACCGAAAACAAGCCCGUAUCGAUUAAAUGUAAACAGGCGAAGCCUUGGGGCAAAUCACGCAUACAUCGACUGAUAAUGAGUCGGCAGACUUGUCUUAAUAGACUUUCUACAGCCGGUAGUUGGGUCUCGUGUGCACAAGUGCAAGUUUCCGCUCUACAUUCUCCCCAAUUUUCAUUGUUUAAAAAUUCUUACGAGAAAGCCCGAAUAAAGCUCCGCAAGGUUAGGCGUUGUUGUAUGUA
This is a messenger RNA of Drosophila simulans, 2336 nucleotides long. It is a transcript of the gene Ugt36F1, whose product is annotated as UDP-glycosyltransferase UGT5. The record is from RefSeq and is a predicted model, not a curated record. The transcript is spliced from 6 exons. Bases 128 to 1705 code for a protein of 525 amino acids. Gene Ontology annotation, molecular function: UDP-glycosyltransferase activity. NCBI's taxonomy places the organism in Eukaryota, Metazoa, Arthropoda, Insecta, Diptera, Drosophilidae.